Cucumis melo (muskmelon) is the source of this 2426-nucleotide messenger RNA. Its product is annotated as probable carboxylesterase 6. NCBI's taxonomy places the organism in Eukaryota, Viridiplantae, Streptophyta, Magnoliopsida, Cucurbitales, Cucurbitaceae. Gene Ontology annotation, molecular function: hydrolase activity. The transcript is spliced from 2 exons. The coding region runs from base 1259 to 2314 and encodes 351 amino acids. The record is from RefSeq and is a predicted model, not a curated record.
AAGAACAUCUUGUCAUAUAGAACGCCGGCUCGGAUCGAAGGGACAUCGAUGGUUAUGUCAGUUUGGACAAAGUUCCUUCUCUUCUGUUUUAGCGCCGUAAGAUAGAAAGCAAAACAGAAGCUCUACUGAAACGUCGCAAUUAUCAACUUCCAACAGUCAUGAACGAGAAGUUUGACAAGCUAUCUAGAGCACUUGAGUUAAAGUCAACUGAAUUUGACUACACAUUUUAAGCACUCACGAAACAUUUCGCAUUUGGACAACCAACUCAAUACCGAUGCUUUUGACUUCAAAAUCAUUGUCAGGCAAUCACACUUACAGACAGCUUUGCGCACAAUUGGUAUAUCAGGUGAGGCGUGUACAAGGUGUUUGAUAAAAGUCCUGAAAGAAAGAAGCUGUAGUAGAACGAUUAUGGGUACCGAAGUUCUUUUGGGGGGCAACAAUUGUGAUGGCUGGGGCAUGUUCACCAACAGUUCUUAUAGCGUGUUGGCCAUGGAGGCUGCUCAAUAGAUGCGACAAUGGUAUUAAUUAUGUUUGAGGUAAGUUUUUAUUUUUUUUAGUUACGAUGGGUUGAAGUCAGACAAGCAACAUGACAUGUUUCUCUUGUGCUUGAACUUUAAGCACAUAUUAAUGAUGGAGCUUUCCAAUGGGGGUGUCUGUAGGCCAUAACAACUCACCAAUCCGAGAAUACACACUACUGCAAGGUAAGUCAGACUUUGCUUUUCAGACAAAGCGCAUUCAAAGUGAGCCAUUUCAAAAAGUCAUAAGUGGGAAUGGAAAAGCAUUGCAUUCUAGAACUGUAGGCUUCACUUUAUUAUGUACAUCUUUUCACACCAUCUUUUUUAUCUUCGCGUUUUUUAUUAGUGUAUGUACAUUUUUUUUCUGCUAUCGUAAUUUGAAUAUAGCAUAUACUAAAACAUGAGAAUCUCACCUUUUAUACAUUCCUACAAAAUAAAGGAGAAAAAGUAGAGAAGUCCUUGCUCUAGCUAAUUGUGCUUGAAUCAAUGUAAUGUCAAAACAUGUGGCACUCAGCCAAUUGCCCACUUGGCAGGAAAAGAAAGGGUAAUAUCCCCCCCCCCCCCCCCCCCCCCCUCCAGACCCCCAACUUGAUAGAAUAGCUGUCCACGUCAUACAAUGAGACAUCUUUUCAUCAUCUAUAUAAGGAGCGUCAGAAGUUCAUACUCCGAUCCAUAAUCAAUUAAUACUCUGAAAAGCCUCCGACUUUAGUUUCUGCAUCGUUUCUCAUCUCCAUCCUUGUUCAAUGAGGACAAAAAAAAUGCCUACCAUUAACCUUGAUCAAAUUCCAAGUUUUGAAGAACAUGUUAAUGGCUUUGAUCAACAUGAUGUGUUGGUUGAGGAGAUUGAAGGCCUGAUUAGAGUUUACGGAAAUGGGUAUGUGGAAAGACCCCAGAUAGUUCCCUGUGUCUCUAAUGCAUUGCCGCCAGAGCUCGGUGUUACUUCUUGGGAUGUAGUUGUGGAUAAACUGAACAACAUUUGGGCUCGUUUCUAUAUUCCGACACAGUGCCAGGAGAAGCUUCCUUUGAUUGUAUACUUCCAUGGAGGUGGGUUUUGUGUUGGCUCGGCCGCUUGGAGUUGCUACCAUGAGUUCCUGGCCAAGCUCUCUGCAAAAGCUGACUGUAUAAUUAUGUCUGUGAAUUAUCGUUUGGCUCCAGAAAACCCUCUUCCUGCUCCUUAUGAAGAUGGAUUAAAGACCCUUCAAUGGUUGAAACAAGUUGCUUUUGUAGGGGGCAAGCAGAAUUGGUGGUCAAGAUACUGCGACUUUACCAAAAUCUACCUUAGUGGUGAUAGUGCCGGUGGCAACAUAGCCUUCAAUGUAGCUGCCAGACUUGGUGGUAAGACGACUGCUUCUGGAGCUGUGAUUUUGAAACCGUUAGUUAUUAAAGGUAGCAUUUUGAUACAACCAUUUUUCGGUGGAGAGUCAAGGACCAAUUCAGAGAAGUUUCUUGUCCAACCUCCUCGUUCCCCACUGACGUUGGGGGUUUCCGAUACGUACUGGCGGCUGGCGUUGCCUUCCGGGACAAACCGUGACCACCCAUGGUGCAAUCCUUCUACAAAAGGAUUGUUUACGGUGGAGGAUUCGAGGGUUUUGCCUAGUUUGAUAUGCAUAUCAGAAAUGGACAUCUUGAAAGAUAGGAACUUGGAGUUUUGCUCUGCUUUACAUAGAGCGGGUAAGCUGAUCAAUUAUGUGGUUUACGAAGGAGUUGGCCAUGCGUUUCAGGUUCUGAACAAGUCACAACUCUCACAAACUCGGACCCUUGAAAUGUUUGAUCACAUCAAGGAUUUCUUGUGUGUAUAGCUUCAGUAGAAUUUGUACAAAAGGGAAACUUUUUUCAUUUUUUGUUUUUUCCUCAAAGAAAAGAGAGAGCAUUCUUAUCAGAUUUAUCACUACAUUUUCCGUUUAAUAUUCA